GAGUCUGCCUCCUUGUGGGCGGGUCUCUUCAGAUUUACAGGAAACAUGAGUAUCAGGAAGUAAAAAGUUUUGGAGAUUUGUUGUGUCGCCAAAAUUACUACUUUGGUGUUAAUAUUUAAACCACCGACAGACAGUUUUAUAUCGUAAAUAAAGAAAAACAGGCUGUACAGCGUGCGAGUACUACACACAAGCUGAAGUGGAGGAGUACCAGCUGAGACCAUGAACCGAGUCCCUCUGCAGCAGCCGCAGAGCUGUGGGUCCUGGGAGCUGAAGGAGCGGCUGGGCACUGGAGGCUUUGGGAAUGUCACAAGAUGGCAAAAUAAGGACACAGAGGAGCAGAUUGCUAUAAAGCAGUGUCGUCAGGAGCUGAGCGAGAGAAACAAAGACAGAUGGUGUCUGGAGACUGAGAUCAUGAAGAGGUUAGAUCAUAUCAACGUUGUUGCAGCAAGGGAGGUCCCAAAGGAAAUGCUGAAACUGGUGGCUCCCCAUCAACCGCCGCUGCUGGCUAUGGAGUACUGCCAGGGAGGAGACCUGAGGAAGUAUCUGAACCUCUUGGAGAACUGCUGUGGGAUGAGGGAGGGCUCCGUUCUGAUCCUGCUGUGUGACAUCUCCGCGGCUCUGACCUACCUCCACAAGAAGAGGAUCAUCCACAGAGACUUGAAACCAGAAAAUAUCGUGUUGCAGCAGGGAGGGAAGCGAUUGAUUCACAAGAUCAUUGACCUCGGCUACGCUAAAGAGUUGGACCAAAGCAGUCUCUGCACCUCAUUCGUGGGAACACUUCAGUACUUAGCUCCAGAGCUCAUAGAGAGACAGAAGUACACAGUCGCUGUGGACUACUGGAGCUUCGGGACUUUGGUGUUUGAGUGUAUCACUGGAUUUCGCCCUUUCUUACCAACCUGGCAACCUGUUCCUUGGCACAACAAAGUGAAACUGAAGCAGGAUGAGGAUAUCGUGGUCUAUGAGGACCUCUCAACAGAGGUGCGAUAUGGGAAACAUCUGCCCCAGCCCAACCACCUCAACAGUCUGUUACUAGAGAAACUAGAGAAGUGGCUGCAGCUGAUGUUGAAGUGGUCUCCUCAGGAGAGAGGCAAAGACCCUCAGUCCACACCCAGCGACUGCUUCUCACAGCUGGACAUCACACUGAAACUCAAGUUGGUUCACGUCCUGAACAUGAUGUCUGCUAAAAUCCUGACAUACUCCGUCUCUGAGGACGAGACGUUGGCAAACCUGCAGCUGAGGAUAGAAAAAGACACCAGCAUCCCUGCAGCCAAUCAGGAGCUGCUGCUGGAGGCGGGGUUAGCGCUGGAGCCACAAGGACUAGCCACGCAGUGCGCCAUAGAUUACACAGAGAUAGAUGGCAGACGGACAGACCUGCCUCUGGUCUUCCUGUUUGAUCGGUCCUCCUGUAGUUACGAACCUCAGUUUGCUCCUCGAACGCUGCCAGAAAACAUCCGCUUUGUUCAAAGCGACCCGAAGCACAUCCUGCCUUACAGCCCUCUGAGGAGGACUUGUGGCCAGGCAUGGCACACCAUCCGCUCUCUGAAGGAAGACUGGCAGAGACUGCAGCAGGGACAGAAAGCUGCCAUCAUGAGUCUGCUGAGACACAACUCCUCACUGUCCAAACAGAAGAAUGAGAUGGUCUCCAUGUAUCAGAGACUGAUGGCCAAGCUGGACUUCUUCACUACCAGCCUCCACAUAGACAUGGACAAAUACCAGGAGCAGACGGCCACCGGGAUCGCAUCAGAGAAACUCCUGGGCGUGUGGAGAGAGAUGGAGCAAACUGCUGUCAGCUGUGGUCAGGCCCAGGUAAGUGAACUGGAAGAGGAGAUGAUGCAUCUGCAGCAGGACAUAGUGGAUGUGCAGAGACAGCCGUGGAGGAGUGGGGAGGCCCUGGACACACUUGAAGGAAAGGCCAUGGAGCUGUUCCGCAAACUCAGAGAGAAACCCCGAGACCAAAGGUGUCCAGGGGACAGUCAGGAGGUGGUGCGUCUUGUCCUUCAGGCUGUGCAGUUCUAUGAGAAGAGACUCAGAGACUUCUACACACACCUCAGUAAGACCGCGGUGUGCCGUCAGCGUGUGAUGGAGCUGCUACCAAAGGUGGAGGGAGUGGUUCAGAGGAUGGCGGAGAGCGAGCAGAUCUUGAUGAGCCUGCAGGAGAAGAGACAGAGGGAGCUGUGGAACCUGCUCAAAGUCGCCUGUAGUAAAGUUCGCAGCCCCGUGAGUGGAAGUCCUGAUGGACUCCGGACCCCCUCUUCAGUGCCGCCUCUGAUGACACCAAGACACAGCCUGCAGCAGUUUGACGAGUCUCUGGUGGAGGAGAGCAGGACAUUUGAGAGUCGACUCCAGAGUCUGCUGAAUGACACCAUUCAGGAGUCAGAGAGCAGUGUGGAGAUGAUGAGCGAGUGGACGUGGCUGCAAGGAGGACAGAGCUUCUCCAGUGACCUCUCUUAAGUUGAUUUCUGUUCUCGGUUUACAUGUGGUACUCUACUGCCUCUGUGUGGACGGGAUGUUGAAUUACAGAAAGAGGAGGCAGUCGCUGGUUUGAGAAACAAUGUGAAUAGGUUAAAAAAGCUGGCACAUAUCUAUCUGCUUAACAAGAUGAGGGAGACGGUACUCAGCAGCACUGCUCUCUGAAAUAUAAAGCCAACCUAUAGAGCUAAUCUCAGGUUAGGAUUUACAUCAGAUUCACAGUUUGUUUUAUGUUUUUGAUUGAAUAAGCACAGCACAAUCAUUCUCUUGGUGUAAUUGAAAGUAGCAUACAAAGUAUUUUUAAAAAACCUUACUUCCAUUCCUACAAUGUUGAGGGAGCUUUUCUUGUAAAAUAAUGUUUAAAACUGAACCUCCUUUAAAAAAAAUAAUGACCUUAAAACAGCUGACACACCAAAGUGCACAUUUCUCCUCUAUUUCAGAAGUGAGAGUUUAAGCAUGUCAAUUUUUUUUACCAAAACUAUGACCAAACAUUUCUUGAGCGUUCUGAAACUAUAUACUUUAUGUUACAUUUCUUCCCUGUUUUAUCAUGAAAUUAAAGAUAAUAUUUCAAGAUUAAGGGUUUAAGUUCUGCUGUAUAGAAACCUCUGCCUUUAAUUAUUUGUUUUAAACCUAAAUGAUUUAUAAUGUUUCUUACAGGACCCUUGUUUGUAUUGGAGAUUUAAUUUUUUAAGAAAAUAAUUGAAUUAUGUUUAUAACUGAAAAAAGAGAGACUUUUUAACUGUACGCUGUAUGUUCGUGUGAAUGUGAUCUGUUUUUUAAUACCUUGUGACAAUUUCAUGGAGGUUUGGACAUCAGAAUAGAAGCAAGUGUAGAACAAGGUGCAGGUCAGCAUCAUUGUGUGAGAGGGACUGAAAACAACAACUCAAACAUAAUCUUCUUGUGAAGUUGAGUAGGUGAAAAAAUGAACUCUAUGAAGACAUGGAAACUGCUACUCCAAGCCACACUGUAGUGCUAGUGUAGAAUUAAAAUGCCAUUAUUUACAUGGCAAAAGCCAACAUGUUGUGGCCUACCGGGUCUUCAUCAGGGAGUGUUUUGAAGAGUUGUUGCAUUGUUCAUUUUUUAACUGAGUUUUUAUUUCCACCCAUACAACCAACCCUGUCAUUUGAAGAAAUGAGCAUAGAAAGCCUGAAGUAUCCAAUGAGCACCUUCAUGUGACUUAAUGCAAAGACCCAGUAGUGCCGCGACUCUCCUACAUAUUUUUUGACUCUUUUGACCUGGUGCAAUGUGGGGAUAAAAGUAGAUCAUUUAUGUGUUAUUGAAUAUUUGUCUGUUUUACUGAAUCUAUGCAAAUACAAGAAUGUAGUCAAAUUAAUGUUUUACUUUUAAACUGUGAAAAAGACUACGAAAGAAAUCGUAUUGACAUUUUAAUAUUUGAUAUUGACUUUACCACCAUUCUUUUUGAAUCAAGAUAAGAGUAUUAGAGAAAUUCAUACAGCUGCAUCAGGUACUGGAGGUAGUCUUGACUCUGUUUAGAUCACACACAUCCUACAUACUGUCAAGAGUCUGUCCUGUCUUAUCCAUUUGUGUACAUCCUCUUUGUAAAAACUAUAAAAAUAUCAGACUAAGAAAAUGUGAAAUAUUUCUGUGAGAAUUAACAAACUGAUGUUAGUGACAUUUUCUUGGGUUUAUUCCACUUUCUUGGGACCAGGUUCUUCACUCCUCUUCACCAUCAAUCAAAAUAAACAAAGAGAUUAAACAAAGAGA
Messenger RNA from Notolabrus celidotus (New Zealand spotty), 4194 nucleotides. RefSeq names its product inhibitor of nuclear factor kappa B kinase subunit beta (gene ikbkb). Gene Ontology annotation, biological process: positive regulation of transcription by RNA polymerase II; peptidyl-serine phosphorylation; tumor necrosis factor-mediated signaling pathway. The record is from RefSeq and is a predicted model, not a curated record. Gene Ontology annotation, molecular function: protein binding; IkappaB kinase activity; ATP binding. Bases 220 to 2451 code for a protein of 743 amino acids. NCBI's taxonomy places the organism in Eukaryota, Metazoa, Chordata, Actinopteri, Labriformes, Labridae. The transcript is spliced from 22 exons. Gene Ontology annotation, cellular component: IkappaB kinase complex; cytoplasm.